AUGAUACGUGAAAGAUCGUGUUUUGUCAAAAAAUUGUGGUUUGUCCUCUUUCGAAACCGGCAAGUCACCCUCUCCUACCUAAUAGGGGGAAACGACUCCGAAGUCGAAUCAUUUCCCCAUGCGUCCCCAUCAGUCGGAAGCAGUGGACUCAUGCUGCAUGACUGGCCAAUCUUCCAAACCAUCUGUACCGAAGAUCUGGACCCAUCUCUCAAAACAUUCAAAAUAUUGCUUUCGAUGGUUAGCAAUUAUUCAAAUGAUGGCUUGCCGCUUCCCAGUUUUGUCACAACAUCCGUAAUCUUCUGCUUUGACGAAAUGCAGUGUGAUAUUAUCGAAGAGGCUGUCAAAUGGCCUUUUCGUCAAGAGUUGCACGAUGUACUUGAAAGAAUACCCAUCGCACAUCGCCUUCCGCAGCUCAAAAUCACCCAGAAACACCCACUCAUUGGAGGCGGAACUUCACUACAGAUCCUAAAGUGCGAGAACAUCUUUUCAAACUCCUUGCGUUUUGAAAACUUCGUGUUGGAAUUCAUUCAUUCAUAUGAGAAAUACCACAAGACUGUAUCGACAUUCAAACGCAAAGACGACGCAAAGACGAUCGCUAGUCAUGAUGAGUUCCACAAACUCUGUCAUCGUCAUGUUGCCAAGCUCAUCAGCCGAAUGAGUUACUUGGUCCAUUCAAACGAGGCGACUGAGCGUCACCAGUUGUGGAAUUCACUCGCACCUGGCGACUUUGGUGACGACGAAAAGGAAUGUUUUUACCGGUCCAUCAAGACCGUUGGAAUGGCGAAAAUGGUCUCCUAA
This is a messenger RNA of Endocarpon pusillum Z07020, 798 nucleotides long. RefSeq lists its product as uncharacterized. Bases 1 to 798 code for a protein of 265 amino acids. The record is from RefSeq and is a predicted model, not a curated record. Lineage: Eukaryota; Fungi; Ascomycota; Eurotiomycetes; Verrucariales; Verrucariaceae. The transcript has a single exon.